Funneliformis caledonium is the source of this 528-nucleotide messenger RNA. NCBI's taxonomy places the organism in Eukaryota, Fungi, Glomeromycota, Glomeromycetes, Glomerales, Glomeraceae. The record is from the annotation of a GenBank genome assembly.
AUGGCUGGUACCACUAUAGCAUUUAUGAUUUGUUCAACCAUUUACUCUUUAGUCGAAUUGUAUAUAAGAUCAUCAUCAUGUUGGAAUUCGACGAUGUUUUGUAAUUUUUCAAAAUGUAAUGACAUGAUUAGAAUUGUAUAUAAGUAUGAAAUCCAUGAUGACGUUGCCGGUUAUAAGGUUUCGGAGCAUAAUGAAUUUUAUUUUAAAGAUGAUCAACAAGGAGAUGAAUGCGUAUCAUGUGAUCUAUUUGACAACGAUUUAAUAAAUGAUGUUGACAAAAGUGAAGAAAACCUUGUUUAUAAUGAUGAAAAUUUUGAUACUUCUUGCCAAGCGGAUGACGAGAUCAUCGUAUCCCCUUUCGUUGUUAGUUGCCUUGAAAGUAAAAAAUUCAAGCCUUCUUUUAAAAAAUGCUUUUAUUUCAUUGAAAUGGAUGGUGUAAAGAAGAUUGGUGCGAAAAUGUCCAAGAAAAAUUCUCAUUCAAAGAAAAUCCCUCGAUGGAAAAGAUAUCAGAAUUCGCCCAUGCCCUGA